AUGCCUCGCUUGUCGGCCCGUGGGAAGAAGAUACGUGAGCUGUACCGAAUCCUAGAGAGGCGGGGAGUUGCAGCAGUUAGCCGAGAACUCCUGAGUGACCCUGACUCUUCAGCAGACGAGCUAGAUGCGCAUUGGCAGUCGGAGUAUGAUCUCUUGCUGUCAUCGCGUUACGUUGAUCGGCCCAACAAGUAUCGUCGGCGUAGUGAUCGAUGGCGUAAGUUGCUCUAUGACCACGAUUACAUGAACGCCACGGAGUUUCACGACCAUUUUCGACUUGACCGAGACGUUUUCUUUCGCCUAGUGGCACUAGUGAAGCAUGAUUCUGCGUUCUGUUCGAAGGGGAGCAAGCCUUUUCGUGGUGGACCGGAGCUUCACAUGCUAACGCUACUUAAGUUUCUCGGGACAUACGGAAAUGACAACACAGCCGUCAAAUUGGGCCUCUUCCUUGGAAUCGCGAGUGGGUCUGUCCACAACUACUUUUUCCGGGCUACGAAUGUCGUCUUAAAGCUUGAACCCGUCACUAUGGCAUGGCCAAACGAAGAGGAGCGGGUUAUGAUAUCGCUACGGAUGCAGCAGAAAUACGGUUUUGUAAACUGCGUUGGAAUAACGGAUGGGACGCUAUUCCCGCUUGCAGCAAAGCCGCAACAUCAAGGAGAAGAUUAUUUUAGCAGAAAAGCCUCGUAUUCAGUCCACGGCUUGGUGACAUGCGAUGAUGUUGGAAGAGUUCGAAGUCUCGUUGUUGGAUGGCCCGGGUCCACCCACGACAACCGUGCUUGGAUGAACAGCCCCUUGAUCCUUAAGCGUGCGGACCACUUCAAACACAAUGAAUAUGUGCUGGGGGAUUCUGCAUUCCAAGCAUCAUCCGUAAUGAUCCCUGCAUUCAAAAAUCCACCUAAGGCACAGAUGAAUCCUCGUCAUACGUACUUCAACAAGCAGCUUGCGAAGGCUCGAAUAAAAAGCGAGCACUGCAUUGGACUGUUAAAGAUGCGAUUCCCAUACUUGCGUGAAAUUCGAGUAAAACUGGGCAAAAAGCGCAAACACAUACGACGGUUAAUUCGCCACGUGACUUUUGAACGAGCCCAUCCCGGAAGGUGA
Phytophthora infestans T30-4 is the source of this 1095-nucleotide messenger RNA. RefSeq lists its product as uncharacterized. NCBI's taxonomy places the organism in Eukaryota, Oomycota, Peronosporomycetes, Peronosporales, Peronosporaceae. The record is from RefSeq and is a predicted model, not a curated record. The transcript has 2 exons. Bases 1 to 1095 code for a protein of 364 amino acids.